Sorghum bicolor (sorghum) is the source of this 1391-nucleotide messenger RNA. RefSeq names its product GDSL esterase/lipase At4g28780. The coding region runs from base 67 to 1221 and encodes 384 amino acids. The record is from RefSeq and is a predicted model, not a curated record. Lineage: Eukaryota; Viridiplantae; Streptophyta; Magnoliopsida; Poales; Poaceae. Gene Ontology annotation, molecular function: hydrolase activity, acting on ester bonds. The transcript is spliced from 5 exons.
GCUGUGGCACACAAUGAAAGCAGCUUGCUCCAUUACCUGAAAAACACGGAGUCGUAGUAGUUCUGGAUGAAAAUGGGUCGUCCUUCUAAGAGCACCACCGCGAUCGGUCUUCUUCUCUGGCUAGCUUUGGUGUUGUUGGUUCAGGGACAGCAGGGUGGCCCGUCCCCGGCGCUGUACAUGUUCGGCGACUCGCAGCUGGACGUCGGGAACAACAACUACGUGUUGACGUCGCAGCUGUUGUUCAAGGCGAACCACCCGCGCUACGGCGUCGACUACCCAGGGGGAGUGGCCACCGGCAGGUUCAGCAACGGCCGCAACCUAGCCGACUUCAUCGCUGCAAGUCUGGGUGUCGCCACCAGCCCUCCGGCGUAUCGUUCCAUCUCCAACGACACAGGAAACUCCUCCAUAUUUCUCAAAGGUGUCAACUUUGCUUACGGGGGUGCAGGAGUCUCAGACCUUCGAGACGAGAAUCACCGUUCAUACGACUUCAUUCUAUUCGGGCGCAACGGCUUGAGGGAACAGAUCGAGCGCGACUACUCCAGCGUCCACGCACAACUGGUGCGGCAGCUCGGGCAGACCGAGGCCUCCGCCCACCUCGCCAAUUCCAUCUUCGUCAUCGCCGUCGGCGGCACCGACAUAGUGGAACGCUUCUUGUUAGACCCUGCCUACAGGGAGCGGAUCCGCUCCGAUCAAGAAUACCAGCAGUACGUCGCCAGAUCGCUGGCCGCCGCCUUCAACGCCCAUCUGGUUAGUCUGUACCAGAUGGGGAUGCGCAAGGUGUUCGUCGUGGGUACGGGGCCACUCGGGUGCUACCCGGCGGUGCGGCUGCCGCAGAGCAGCGACACCACGCCGUGCCGCGACGAGGUGAACUCUCUGUCGGCUCAGUACAACGCCGCGGUGGUCGACCGUCUGCGGCGCGCCGCGGCCGGGAGCUCGGAGCUGCGCUACUCCUUCUUCGACCAGUACGCCGUGCUGCAGCGGUACCUGCAGGAGCCAGAAGCAAAUGGCUAUGGUGAUGUGAAAGAGGCGUGCUGUGAGGUGACGGAUGCGGCGCCAGUAUGCAACUCCAUGAGCUCACUGUGUCCCAACAGGACGGACCACAUGUUCUGGGACGGCGUCCAUCUCACGGAGAUCACCACGCAGAAGCUCAUGGCAAUCGCCUUCGACGGCUCCGCGCCGGUUGUUUCGCCAGUGAAUUUGAAGGAGCUCAGCGCCCCAUAGGUGAAAUACUGUAAUAAGAAGGGUGUGCCCGUAUCGGUUUAACUUAGGUUGAAAAAUGAAAAUCAUCGUGAAUAAUGCAUGUGACGCAGCUCUGUGACUACUGGUAGGUCAAAAGUCUACCAGUCUGCUGUCGAAUAAUGGAUAUGAAACCGACAUAAUUAUAGUGGUUA